Molecule: messenger RNA, 1299 nt
Organism: Striga hermonthica
Lineage: Eukaryota; Viridiplantae; Streptophyta; Magnoliopsida; Lamiales; Orobanchaceae
Source: the annotation of a GenBank genome assembly
AUGGCUGAUAAAGACGCACCAACCGAUAGCAGUAGCCCUAGCGAGAGCAACGUGCAUUCAGAAGAAAACGAGCACGAAAUAUCAAUCAACGCCUUAGCAAAAAAAGUUCAAGAGUCCCUUUCUCUCUCUAAACGCCACAAAUUCUGGGAAACUCAGCCCGUGGGCCAGUUCAAGGAUCUUGGGGACUCGAGCCUUCCCGAGGGCCCCAUCGAGCCUCCCACCCCACUGCAUGAAGUCAAACAGGAGCCUUACAACCUCCCGGCCCCUUAUGAGUGGAUCACAUGCGACAUAGACUCCGAGGAGGUCUGCAGCGAGGUUUACACCUUGUUGACCAACAACUAUGUUGAGGACGAUGAAAACAUGUUCAGAUUCAACUACUCUAAAGAAUUCCUUCGGUGGGCCCUACGCCCCCCGGGCUACUUCAAGAGCUGGCACAUUGGGGUUCGUGUCAAGUCCUCGAAAAAGCUAGUCGCUUUCAUAACCGGGAUUCCUGCAAGAAUCCGUGUACGCGAAACAGUUGUUCUGAUGGCCGAAGUGAAUUUCCUUUGUGUCCACAAGAAGCUCCGCUCGAAAAGGCUGGCUCCUGUUAUGAUCAAGGAGGUCACUCGUAGGGUACACCUGGAGAACAUCUGGCAGGCUGCUUACACUGCUGGCGUUGUGCUCCCCACGCCCAUCACAACCUGUCAGUACUGGCACAGGUCUCUCAACCCGAAAAAGCUAAUCGAUGUGGGUUUCUCCAGGCUUGGGGCCCGGAUGACCAUGAGCCGCACGAUCAAGCUGUACAAGCUGCCUGAUCAGACAGUGACUCCCGGGUUCAGGAAAAUGGAGCCCCACGAUGUGCCAGCUGUGACCCGUUUGCUGCGCAACUACUUGAAGCAGUUUGCUGUGGCACCUGAUUUCGAUGAGAAUGAUGUCGAGCAUUGGUUGCUGCCCAAGGAAGAUGUUGUGGAUAGUUUUCUGGUCGAGAGCCCAGAAAGUCAUCAGAUCACCGAUUUUGUCAGUUUCUACACUCUUCCGUCGUCUAUACUCGGCAGCCCAAACCACUCGAUUCUCAAGGCAGCUUAUUCGUAUUAUAAUGUCUCUACCAAGACUCCUCUGCUUCAGCUGAUGAACGAUGCCCUCAUUGUUGCCAAGAAGAAGGAUUUCGAUGUUUUUAAUGCUUUGGACGUGAUGCACAAUGAGAGCUUCUUGAAGGAGCUCAAGUUCGGGCCAGGGGAUGGGAAGCUCCACUACUAUCUGUACAACUAUAGGCUCAAGCAUGUCCUCAAGGCAUCCGAGCUCGGGCUUGUGCUCUUGUAG